Molecule: messenger RNA, 1510 nt
Organism: Ilex paraguariensis (yerba mate)
Lineage: Eukaryota; Viridiplantae; Streptophyta; Magnoliopsida; Aquifoliales; Aquifoliaceae
Source: the annotation of a GenBank genome assembly
UCACAAGUCAAGAAACCAAGCAUAAAUCAGUAAAAGUCUUCACAAGUAUUUCUAUUUGGCUGCUCUCCCUAAUAACAGCUCUCUCUCUCUCUCUCCUCUGUUCUUUUUCUCUUCUCAGUUGUUGAAGAUGCCUAGACCUGGCCCAAGACCCUAUGAGUGUGUUAGAAGAGCUUGGCACAGCGAUAGACACCAACCCAUGAGAGGCUCCCUCAUUAAAGAAAUUUUCAGGGUUGUGAAUGAGAUUCAUAGUUCGGUAAUUAAAAAGAACAAGGAAUGGCGAGAGAAGAUCCCUAUUGUUGUCCUGAAAGCUGAAGAAAUUUUGUAUUCCAAAGCCAAUUCUGAGGCCGAGUAUAUGGAUCUUACAACUCUUCGGGACAGAGCUAAUGACGCCAUUAACACCAUAAUUCGACUAGAUGACAGUACUGAAUCCGGAAAACUUUUGCUGCCUUGUAUUGAAGCUGCUCUACACUUAGGCUGCACUCCAAGAUGGGCAUCAAGGAGCCAGAGGAACAAUACUCCCAGCGGUUAUCUUAGUGCUAGCAUUCAAAAAACUACCUCUGUUCCCACAACUGAUUUCGAAAAAACAGCUCAAGGAAAUUGUACAAACAAUGCCCAAAUCAUAUCUGAGUAUUCAAGGUUCAUGAAGCCCACUAUAAUGAAUUCCAAUAACAUUGGGUCAGUUUGUCUAAGCCCUAUUGUCCAAAGCAAUAUUGUACCUGUUGAAAAAUUUCCUUCAUUACCUGAAAAGUUUCUUCCCAGGAGUGAUAUUCUAUGUUUACCUAAGAAAAUUAACCCUUCACUGAACACAUGUUCAGUCUAUCCCUUACAUUGUGAAGAUCAAUUGCAAUCUAAACAGUCUGAGCUUGGUUCUUGUAAUCCUUCUAAACCGAAUUCUUGCUCCAUAGGGCCUAGUGAGACGAAGGUGGCACAAAUGGUUUCCUCUCACAAUGCAGAUGCCUCAAACAGAAUUACUCAAGUAAAUUUUGGAAGUGACCCACCUGGGAUUGCCUGUGAUUUAUCAUUGCGAUUGGGCCCUUCUGUGGUUCAGUGCAAAAGGUUGCCCCUCGAGGUUGGUUUGAGCACUUCUCGAGAGGGGAGCAAAUAUAAUGAUCUCUCUCCCCCUAUCAAUGAAGAUUUCUCUUUCUUCUUUAGGGCAAAUUCUGAUGACCCAUUAAACUCAUGCUUGAGUGAAAGGAAAUCUGAGAAUGCAAAGUUUGAAUGUGGAGGAAAGAGUAAGAAAAAGGAAGGCAGUCCUUAAUUACCCGUCCGCGGAUAAGAAACUUUUCUGGCAGCCAGUGCUUUCAUUCGGUGGAAGGAUGAGCAAUGCUGGUUCGUAAAUUGACUUGUGCUUCGGUAGUUCCCUUCACAUUUUUGGAAUGGUUCACCACAUAGAUAUUUAUUUCUAGCCUUCUUGAGCUCUUGCUGUACUCACUUGUUAUGUCUACAAUUUUCUCAGUUAUGAGUAGUUUGUUGUGAAGUUGUAAAAUUUGAAGUGUAAAUACUGAUUGAG